AUGGCAAUCAUUGUUUUCUUAAAAACAAAUGAAGAGAGCACCAGAUUUAAUUAUUGGUAUAAAGAAGUAUUUGUUGGAAUUUCUGAUUUAUUAAGAUUAGACCUUUCUUUUUCUGCUCAACAGAUUCAAGAUAAUGUUGAAAGAGUUCAGAGGGAAUAUUCUGGAAAAUGUCAUGACCUUCAAAUCAAAGCAACAGUGCUUGCUCUUGAAUCAGUGUUGAGAAAUAUUAUUCGACAACAACUUCUUAGUGAUUGUGAAAAUUGA
This is a messenger RNA of Entamoeba nuttalli P19, 264 nucleotides long. RefSeq lists its product as hypothetical. The transcript has a single exon. Lineage: Eukaryota; Evosea; Mastigamoebida; Endamoebidae. The record is from RefSeq and is a predicted model, not a curated record. The coding region runs from base 1 to 264 and encodes 87 amino acids.